Messenger RNA from Cotesia congregata, 2922 nucleotides. Lineage: Eukaryota; Metazoa; Arthropoda; Insecta; Hymenoptera; Braconidae. The record is from the annotation of a GenBank genome assembly.
AUGGUGGCAGUAGAUAGUGACAAGCUGAUAGAGCUUCAGAAGAAACCAGAGUCAAUAAGAAAUAUAUGUAUCCUAGCUCAUGUGGACCAUGGGAAGACCACACUGGCUGAUUCAUUGGUAUCAAGCAACAAUAUAAUAUCGCAAAAGCUUGCAGGCAAGCUGCGUUACAUGGACAGCCGUGAUGAUGAGCAGCAACGUGGAAUAACAAUGAAGUCUAGUUCAAUAGCGCUCUAUCAUAGUUACAAUAAUAAUGAAUAUUUAUUAAAUAUUAUAGAUUCUCCAGGUCACGUUGAUUUCUCCUCAGAAGUAUCAACAGCAGUACGUUUGUGCGACGGAGCAAUUGUAAUCGUCGAUGUAAUUGAAGGAGUAUGUCCACAGACGCGAAGUGCCUUGUCAAUGACGUACAUCGAGGGAUUAAAGCCGAUCCUGGUGCUAAACAAAAUGGAUCGUUUGAUAACAGAGCGAAAAUUGACUCCCCAGGAUGCGUAUAUCCACCUUACACAAGUAUUGGAGCAGGUAAAUGCUGUUAUGGGUGAGUUGUUUGCCAGUGAUAUUAUGGAGCGUGAAGAAAAAGCUGAAUCCAAUGACGUAAGUAAUGAUAAUACCUUGGAAAAUAAUUCAAUGCGGCGGCCAGUAACUGAGUAUCAGUCGGUACUUGAACAAACCGAUGAUUCUAAUUUGUAUUUCUCUCCCGAGCGCGGUAAUGUUGUAUUUGCAAGUGCUAUUGACUGCUGGGGAUUCUGUAUUGAAGAUUUUGCGAAAAUUAUCAAUAAAACUCAUAAUUACAGCGUGGAUAAAAUGAUGAAGAUAUUGUGGGGGGAUUAUUGGUAUGAUGAGCAGAAUGAAAGGAUUAAAAAAAACGCGCAGAAAAAUAAACAGACUCCGCUGUUUGUUUCCAUGGUUCUGAAUAUACUAUGGGAAUUUUAUGAAAUUACGCUUAUUAAAAAGGAUAGGGAGAAGCUGAUUGAAAUGAUGGGAAAGUAUGAUGUUAAAUUUUCAGAGCGUGAUAAAAAAACAAAAGAUUUUAAGGAACUACUUAAAUCUUUAGCUUCUCAGUGGCUGCCGCUUUCACAGGCGUGCAUUAAUAUGGUUUGUAAUAAUGUACCGGCGCCUCAUCAGUUGCCGAGGGAGAAAAUUCAGCGACUGAUGAGUGGUAAUAAAGAAUUUAAAGCUCUACCUGAAGAGACUAGGCAGUUGGAAAAAGCUUUUUUAGAAUGCAGCUCUUCAGAAGAGGCACCUGUUAUUAUUUUUGUCUCGAAAAUGUUUUCUGUUGAAAAAAGAAUGUUCUCGGAUUUUAAAAUCAAACCACCGACUGCUGAAGAACUGGCUAAGAGGCGCGAUAUUGUGAGAAGAAAUAAAGAAAAAAUGGAGCUGAAGAAACGUGAAGAGACACACAAUCAAGAAUCGGAAAAUCGUGACCAAAAGCUGGAUAAAAAUGAUAAAGAAACUGAACAAAAGAUUAAUGAAACAAAGAAAGUAGGAACUGAUCCAGGUUGUGAAGAAGAAGAUAAAGAAGAUGAUGCUGAUCCGGAAAUUCUUAUUGGGUUUGCUCGUGUUUACUCAGGGGUAAUUAAAAUAGGCAGUGAGUUGUUUGUACUCGGGCCGAAGCAUAAUCCAGAGAUUGUUAUUGACAGAAAAAAUAAUGGUGAGAGUAUAGAGCCGGGUGAAUCGUUGAAAGAACUUAAAUCUGGAUGGCAUGUAACCAAAGUCACGGUGACCAAGCUCUAUAUGCUGAUGGGUCGUGAUCUGCAGAGCAUCGAUGAAGUGACGGCUGGCAAUGUCGUGGGAAUCGGCGGUCUGGAAGAGCAUGUACUGAAAACAGCGACGUUAUCGUCGACAAUAAUGUGUCCUUCGUUUACUGAGCUUACUUCACUGACAGUCCCGAUCUUGAGAGUCGCGCUCUAUCCCAAGCGAUCGUUCGACCUGCAGAAAUUUAUCGACGGUCUGAAAUUGUUGAACCAAGCUGACUGCUGUGCUGAAGUUCAUAUUCAAGAGACUGGAGAAUAUGUCCUUAAUACUGCUGGUGAAGUACAUUUAGAGCGCUGUCUAGAUGAUCUCAAACAGAGAUACGCGAAGGUUGAUAUCACUGUAUCGGAGCCGAUUAUUCCAUUCCGUGAGACUGUGGUGCCACCACCGAUCGUCGAUAUGGUAAACGAAACUAUCGAGAACAAAGCUAAGGAUGAACCGAUUUUUUUCGAGCACUCGAUUGGAGGUGAUAAGUAUAUUAUUGAAAUUGACGUUAAGCCGCUGUCGGAGAGUGUGACUAAACUCUUGGAUAGCAACUCUAAUUUGAUCAAGCAGCUUGAUUUACAUUGGGAACGAAUGGGAAAGUCUGAACACCUUGCUGAUACUUUAAAUAAUUUAACUCUAGAUGAUACUUCUCCUAUCAGUAUUUCGAAGGUUAAUGUUUUUAAAAAAGAACUUGAGCAAGGUCUUGAAGAAAAUAAUUUGGGAAGUGUUGAAAAUAUUUGGUCCUUUGGCCCCAAAAAGUGUGGGCCUAAUUUACUCAUAAAUGCUACCGAUUAUAAACGACAACCCUUUUGGAUGAGACAAAAUAAAUAUUCCACUGAUUUUCGGGCUUCGUACGACAAUAGUAUUAUUAAUGGAUUUCAAUUAGCAACAAUUGCUGGUCCUCUGUGUGAAGAACCAAUGCGAGGCGUCUGUUUUAUCGUCAAAAAAUGGGAAAAAAUUGUAAAAGAAACUGAAAGUGGACCUGGUAGCAAUCAAAAUAUCAAGAAAGAUAAUGAAGAUACAGGAAGUUGCAGCGAACGUACUAGUCAAAGUCAAAGUGAUGUGAGUGGCAAAUUAAUAUCUGCAUUCAAAGAUUCCUGUCGUCGUGGACUCAGCAUGCGACGACCUCGACUAAUGACACCGAUGUACUCAUGCAGCGUUCUAGUCAACUCUGAUGUUCUUGGUGAGUUU